Messenger RNA from Penicillium macrosclerotiorum, 1092 nucleotides. RefSeq lists its product as uncharacterized. The transcript has a single exon. Bases 1 to 1092 code for a protein of 363 amino acids. NCBI's taxonomy places the organism in Eukaryota, Fungi, Ascomycota, Eurotiomycetes, Eurotiales, Aspergillaceae. The record is from RefSeq and is a predicted model, not a curated record.
AUGGAGAAUCCGAAGCAAUCAGAACGUGUGGGCAGUGCGGAAGGAAGAAGAUGGCAGAUCCGGUUAAACGCCGAUCGACCGCCGAGGACACCGCCAAUCCAUGAUCCACCUGGGCUCUUGUCUCACAGCACGCUUCUCCAGGUCCCUUCCACCUUCGCCAGUCACAGGCAUAUGGACCCUCCAAGAAACCGGAAGCAGCGUCGCGCUGCUGCGGCGGCACAUCCUUCGAUCUCACAGGAUCCUGAUAUCCCUCUCGCCCACCCAGAACGGGGUCCACCCGCAAAGAAAGAUGGGGAACGCACGUUAUAUGACAUCAUUGCAGAGCGCCAGAAUGAGCUGCUCAGACAGGCUGAAGGCUUGAACAGAGCAUCAGGAUCUACAGCGGCAAAGAGAACUUCCUUAGAAUCAAAUGAAACGCGCUUUGUGACCAUUGACGCGUCGGGGAGACUCGUGGACAAGAAUGACGAUAUUAGCCAAGCCCCCAUGAAAAUGGGCACAGCGACGGACACAACUCGCAAUGCACAAUCAAACGCUACCGACGAAGAUUUCAAACCCGACACCGAUAACCCUCUACCACCCUUUCUCGAUACCAUCCUCCUCUCCGUUCCCCUUGCGACCCUCCACGGCACCCUUGCCUUCCUGGCAGCGCACCAAUACGCCGAAUCAACAAACAUUCCCGCCCUUAUUAAAGAAUCCCUCUUCAAAACGUUACCGCUUCUCACAUUACUCGUACACUUCCUUCAUGGCCACAUUGUCAACUUCAAGUUGCGCAACUAUCUGAGUUUCCUGGCUGCACAGCCGGUCUAUAUCCUUCCGUUGACACGAGACAAGCUCAGCUUCUCGUUCCUGCGCAGCCUCUUCUUCCCGCCUACUCUCCGUACUAUUCUCCUGCUUCCGGUUGCGGUGCUACUAGGUGCUCAUCUUAUUACAAUCACCAAUGGGGAGCCAUAUUACGCCGUGAUGAAAAAGGCGCCUGCUUAUGGGACAAUGUGGAUUUGGUGCAUCUUGGAGAUGUCAUUUGGGCCCGCUGUGCUAGGCGCUCUAGGCCCUUUGGCUUGGGGUGUCUGGUGGAUGGGGUAUGGCAUUAUUUAA